UGUCUGACUGUUCUAACGUCUUCAGAUGAGAUGCAGGACACUGUUGAGGAAACUCAGUAACCAGUGGUAUGUGGUCAAAUGCUUCAGAUUCACCACGUUGCUCUGAACCACAGUGGAGAAGCAGAGAAUAAAGACUUACAGUAAAAAUUAUCUAAGAAACCAGGAGAAGAAGGAGCUGAUUAAUGUAUAAUGGAGCAGUUACAUUGAUCACAUAUGUUUCCAUUUCUUGGCCUGCUCAGUAGGAAGAGCUGGGAAGAAGCUGGUUUGAUCUCCCAAAUGCCGAGAAAUCAUCUCAUUGUAACAAUUGUGACAGAUCACCAAUAAAAAAGAAUUCAUCAAUUAAUUAGUAAAACGUAAUAAUCACUGUCUGAUUUCAGCGGAAUCUGAAAAACAGAUGAUUGUACCAAUAUAUGUAUGUUUACUGUUUAUUGAUGUGAUGCAGUAGCAAAGUAAAUCCAGAUCUCCUGUAAGUUCUUGAAGGAAAGUAAAUGUGAAAGUGAAACCACAGCCGUCAGCGCUUCACUGAACCUUUGACUGCGUCUCAGCACAAAUGAUAAGGUUUCAGUUCAUGUAAAGCUGCUCAUCACCAGGACUGCGAUGGCUUUUUCCACCUUUGCUCAUGUGUGAAUGUGCUUGAAUGAACAGUUGCAGGAAGCUGAUGCUUUACUCGUCAGUACAAAUGUAAAGCAGUGACAGCUGUAGGAUGCGUGUGGUAAUAAACAUUAUGUUUCUGGAUGGGAGCUCCUUCUGUGAUGGGUAUUGGUCCAUCAUGACCCGUCCCAUCUUAACUAUGGAGUCAGUUUUAUUCCGCAUCUAAAGCCACUAAUCUGCUUUGGUCUGAAUUCACCCGCCGUCCUCUUCUUAUGCUGUGUUACGGACCUUCCAGGUCCCACGGGAUGCAGAGCAGCAGAUGAUGCUGCGACGCGGAGCUUGUGGCGCCACCUGCUGGCUUCACUCUGCAUGUGUCACUGAAGUCAGAUAAAUGAGUAAAGCUGUAGAUGAGCAGGCUGAUUUAAAGCUACAGGUCAGAGCAGUUUCUACCAAGAAACGGACUGAAGCACGUUUGCUUCAAGCUGAGCUUUGGAUUGUGUGACUCAGAAGCAGAAAGUGAGCUGCUGCUGCUGCUCGUCUGCGCCAACAGGACAGGAUGCUGGAAAGUGCAAGUGAAACACUUUCCCGGAGGAAACUGCGACAUAAGGCUUGGCUUGUUUCACCUCCAUUAACAGUUUAUUAAGGAGCAACAACAGAAACUGAAGAUGCUGUCAUGGAUGUUGGGCAAACAGGUGGGAUCCUCAGAACCUCCUCCUCCUCCUCCACUUUUUGAAGAACCGUGGAGGAAAAUAAAGUGGACAGAGCGGCCAGCAGCUCUGCAGUACGUGAACAACUACACGCCUUUUGCUGAGGCCCAGCAGCUCAGGAUCCUGCUCCACGGCGCAGCCGGUUCUGGGAAGUCCAGCUUCAUCGACUCGGUGCAGAGCACGCUGAGGGGCAGGAUGUGUGUGGAGGCUCUGGUGGACAAUCACUCUGAGUAUUGUUUCACCAAACAGGUGAGAGGAUUACAAAACCUACAGGAUCCAGCGAGGACGUCCCGACGCCUUCUACCCUUUCGUCUUCAACGACGUCAUGGGCCUCAGCGCCGACACAUCAAACUGUGUCUGAGGGGACGCGUGAAGGACAGUUACAGGUUCAACCCAGAAUCCAAACUGUGUCAGGGCGAUCGGUUCCACAACGAAGCUCCCGCCGACAACGACAAGGUUCACGUGCUGGUUUGUGUCAUCGCCGCCAACACGCCGCCGUCCUUGAGCGACGCCGUCAAGAGGAAGAUCCGGGACAUCAGGCUGGAGGCCAGUGGGCUGGGCAUUCCUCAGGUGGCCGUUCUCACCAAGGUGGACGAGGCCUGUCCUGAGGUGCAGCGAGACCUGAGGAACGUCUACAGGAGCAGACGUCUGAAAAAGAAGAUGGAGCAGCUCAGCGCCGACUCUGGCAUCCCCAUGAACUGCAUCUUCCCUGUCAAGAACUACCACGAGGAGAUCGACCUGAGCGACGACAUGGACGCGCUGAUCCUCAGCGUCCUCACAAGCAUCAUCCACUUUGGAGACGACUGCAUCAACAGAGCAGCCACAAACGCAGCAGCGCAGCGCUAG
Molecule: messenger RNA, 2144 nt
Organism: Betta splendens (Siamese fighting fish)
Lineage: Eukaryota; Metazoa; Chordata; Actinopteri; Anabantiformes; Osphronemidae
Product: interferon-induced protein 44-like
Exons: 8
Coding region: 1257-2144 (295 amino acids)
Source: RefSeq, a predicted model, not a curated record